GAUGGACGGUAACCUCCCCCGAGGCGCUCGCUAAACCCAAGCUAUAGUACUUCCCUGCUUUAGCUGUUACCAGAAGCUAGUAUACACAAACGUAACUUGCAUCUACCUCUCUCAUAAAGCCACACUGAUGCUGUAUGUGGGCGUGGUGGUGGGCGUGGUGAUGGUGUUAGGAGGAACUAUCGCCCUGGAUGAGAAGCUUUACCAGAGAUAUAAGAACAAUGCUGCCACUGGUUCUAUCGCGGUGGUGAAGGAAUUCUCUUCUCGCCUGCACUGCGGACUGGCCUCUAUGCAGCUCUCCGGUGAGGGGUACAAUCUGAAGACCACAGCUGAGGACAAGUAUGAGUGUACAAUCUUCAGUGUGGUGGACGGUGUACUCAGUGACACCGACAACAACUUCUACUGUGGUGUGUGUAAGGAAGUGGGUGAGUCCUGUACAGAAGACUGGGAGUGUUUCGUCCUUACGGAGGGCGCGACCUGUGUCCUGGGCACCUGCGACUGUGACCUCGGCUAUGACCCCACUGAUGGAGUCUGUGAAGUAGUGCCAGCGGCCUUAGGGGAGGACUGCGAGGCGGAUGUGCAGUGUCUGGCCACGUCAAAUGAAACCAAAUGUGACCCGACCAAGAAGUGUACUUGUGCUCAGUACUACAAGCCCAACGCUACAGGCAACGGUUGUACGCUUGAUUAUGCUGCCUAUGGAUUCGUCGCCUACAAUGGACGAUGGGUCUAUCACCUCCCUGGGCUUCGUCCAAUCUCCUGGGAGAAGGCGUUCACGUUGUGUGAUGACCUCUUCUCUACCAUGUUUAAACCCAGAGAUGCCAGUGAGUGGGGCUGGAUGGAGCAGAAGACGGGGUCUGUCUUGAACACAUUGGCCAUGUUCCCCAUCAAUGACCGGGACCAAGAAGGAGUGCUGAUGUGGAAUAAUGGAACGGUGGGAGGUGAGAACUAUCUCAAGUGGUCUUCUGGCAGCCCCAAGGCAUCGAAUACUCCUAUUGCGAACUGUGUAGGAAUGGUGCCGAGUAUUCUGUUUGUUUCUCCUGAGUAUCUGAAGUUUAUUGAGUGUUCCAAGGACAAUCUCUUAACGUCUGUGUUCUGUGAGGCUGAUGUCUGA
This is a messenger RNA of Homarus americanus (American lobster), 1108 nucleotides long. RefSeq lists its product as uncharacterized. The transcript is spliced from 7 exons. The coding region runs from base 128 to 1108 and encodes 326 amino acids. Lineage: Eukaryota; Metazoa; Arthropoda; Malacostraca; Decapoda; Nephropidae. The record is from RefSeq and is a predicted model, not a curated record.